GUUCGAAGCCCAAAGCCAAUCAGUUGCGAGCGUGGUCAGAAGCGCUGGACCACCGUUAGAUCCCGCUCCGCCAUGCUCUGCUCCGCCACGCCCUGGCGCGACGCGGACUUGCCGGCCGCGGCGGAGGGUGCGGAGGCCCCGGUGGUGCCGUGGCCCGAGGAGGAGCUGCAACGGCGGGUGGAGGAGUGCGUCUCGGAGCGGCUGAGGGAUCUAGAACAGCGGCUGGCUUUGUUGGAGCAAGAUGCAAGGACCAAGGAUGCCCGAGUGGAAGGCGAGCUGAGGAGUUCCGUGCUGCGGGCUUCGGAAGCCUUUCUGUCGGUGCAGCCGCCUCCUCCAGUGCCUCGCUUGCCUUUCAGUCGGCAUGAGCAGCUUGAACUCUCCACGGCACCAGAGAAGACUGUGGACGAGAAGGGAUGCGCAGCUGAGUACAGGUUUGAAGCCUGCGUGUGGGAUUCCAGUGUGCUGGUGGGCCUUGGGGUUCUGUCAUGGCAGGAGAGCCUUUCAGUGGUGCUGUGUGGACUUUGGUCGGUGUUGGUGGAGGGCUUUUUCGUACUCAUCCUGUGCGACAACAUGACGGACACCGUCUUUGAGGAUUCCCUGGCGCAGGAGAUGAAGGAGUGGCGGGUGCAGUUUGGUCAGAACCUCAACUAUGUCGAUGCCGCGACCGGGCAGCCGCUGAUCAUGGGCGUUUGUUCGAUGUCCAACUCCUUGUUGAAUGGGGUUGUCCAGGCAGAGAUCUACGAGACCAUGUUCAAGUAUGGCAUCCGAGAAGCGGGCAAUGAGGACCUCAGGUGGCCGCUGCUCCCUGUGGGUGCCUGGCUUGCAUUGAUUGCCCUGCUGGUCUGGAUUUUCACAGUGAUCAAGGACAUGCUUUGCGCCUUCAGCUUUGGCAUCGCUUUGACUUCCUUGCCGAGUGGGGACACGACACAUCGCUCCGGCCAGACUCUGCUGUCCGGCGUGAGCCGCUUGCGGAUGCUCCUGCUCUUCGUGUUGAACAUUUUACCACGCUUGUGCAUUGCCCUUGUUCUUGGAAUCAUUGGGGUGCACUUUCUGGCGAGCACCACUUCUGUAUCGGACCUCAUCCUGAACGCCGUGGCUUUGGAAGUCGUCCUAUGCAUCGACGAUCUUUUCUUUGCGGUGCUCGUGCCGCGGCGCGUGCAUGAGACGGUCAAGUCGCUCAAGCCUCUUCCGGUCACCCUGCGGACGCCCUUCCUGCACGCCCAGCAGGGCUUGAUCUUCAUGCUCUCUUUGGCCAGCUUGGCGGCUGCGCAUGUGGUGUAUUUGCAGCCGGUGGUCGACAAUAUGCAGAUGACAGCGGACGCCCUGUGCGCGGGAGUCACCAACUUCACUACGUUUCAGGAUGCCGCAGGCUUGGUCUUCCUGUUGGAUGGUCCAGCUCCCCCUGCCGAUGACCACAGCAGCUAUGCGUACCGUGCUGUGCUGCAAGCGACUGGCCUUGAGGAAGUUCAUCCUGAGCCCUUGGCUGCUCGGGUGCAGAAUGCCGCACUUCGGGGCUUGGCGAUGCAGCUGAAGUCGAUGACCUUCGAGGAGCGCAACGAGUUUUGGCCAUUGUGCAGGGACAUGGACAGCGAGGUCUAUGAGGGAUUUGGCUUGAUGCACAUGAGGUCAGCCACUGCAGAGAACCUGAACAGACUAUUUCCUGAUGCCGACCUGGCCGGCCUUGAAAGAAGCUGCUGGUCUUUCAGAAACUAUUGCUUCAAUGGCACUUUACCCUUGCAGAGCCUUUGGCAUUUGCGAGCCCUGUGCCCGGUGACCUGUGGCUGUGCCAGCUUGGAGGGAAGCUUCGUUGCAAAUCUUCCUUCCUUUGGCUGCCCCCAGGUCGCGACCACGAUCUUCGAGUCGCUCAGUGUUUCAUCCACCUCAACUACCAGAGUCCUGAAAACAUUGGUAUAGCUGCCCGAGAACCCUUUUUGCAACGGAUAAAGGGGAAGGGAAGAUGCACGAAUUCCUAACUCAAGGAAAAUGCCGAAGCCUGGCCUCAGGAACCUCCCUUCAGUACUCGGUAACUGUCCAUACCGUGCCGCCCACAAGAAGGGCCUUGCGAUGCCAUGGCCCCUGUCAGGUUUGCAAGUCUGUGUUCCAACGGUCUGUAGCAAACCUCACCUGUGCCGACCGAGAUGGAGAGGAGCAGCCUCCUGACAUACUCAUGCUUUUGCACCCCACAUGUGGUCCCCAAGUCAUCGGAGGUUCUGGCCACUUGUGAUUGAAACUUGUGACCCGGUAGUUGUUUGUUGGCCUAACGAGUCGAGGGGGAAAAGGCCUCGUGCGACAGUGUCGUUUCAGCAGCCCCUUCGCCCCUUCAGGAUUCCAUCUUCAAGAGGUACACGAGAGGCUUGGCGCAGCGGAAGGGCUUUGUCGGCAACGUGAGCCGCUGCUCGGACUUCGCAGUGCCGGUGGUCAUCGAUGGAAGUCCCUUCAACUUCUGCACGCAGAGCUCCGAGCUUCGAAAGAUGGGCUUUCAGUCUGCUGAGUUGCUUUGUCCCGAGACCUGCGCUUGCUCCUCCUCACCGAGCUUGGAGUGUCCGACGUCGUGCCGAUGAAGCGAAGCGGUGGGACACACGGGACUCGGGCGCCAGAAAGCCAUGCAUGGGAAUUCAGUGUCCAUGAAAGGACUGCCUUGGCACAGGGUUCUUGUACUUGGCCAGACCUUGUGCAUUGCCCAUUGGCUCCACAAAGUGGGGGCCACGGGUGCUGUCAAUGACCGAAGCAGAAGCUUCAGCUUCUUUGAAAGCCAAUGGGCGAGAAUCUCCCCGUUGUUGGGCUCCUGUGAGCUGAAUAUGGUGUGAAGCAGGGAGGCACUGUUUGAUAUCCUCAGUUUUUGUACUGAGACGCUACGAUUUCUUCAGCCGUCCGCAUUCCUGCACUGGCCUUGACCACAAGCCGUGUCCUGCAG
Molecule: messenger RNA, 2914 nt
Organism: Durusdinium trenchii
Lineage: Eukaryota; Dinophyceae; Suessiales; Symbiodiniaceae
Source: the annotation of a GenBank genome assembly